Messenger RNA from Perkinsus marinus ATCC 50983, 769 nucleotides. Its product is annotated as retrovirus polyprotein, putative. Lineage: Eukaryota; Perkinsozoa; Perkinsida; Perkinsidae. The annotation marks the transcript as partial. The record is from RefSeq and is a predicted model, not a curated record. The transcript has a single exon.
AUGGCCAAGCCAGUGCAGGAUUUGGUCAGCUUGUGUGCCGACCAACCCGACACUAUUCGCUUACAUUGGAAAGAAGAUCAACAGCGUUCCUUUGAGGCCCUUCGUUCGGCCCUGGCCGGUUUGCCCGCUCUCGCCUACCCUGACUUUGACGCCCCUUUCCAGUUAUGUUGUGAUGCAAGUGACUUUGCUAUUGGUUCUGUCUUGGAACAAGAACAUCGUCCGCUAGCGUUCUUUUCUCAAGUUCUUACGGGUGCUCAGCUUCGUUGGCACACGUAUGAGAAAGAAGGUUAUGCACUGGUCCGUUCGCUGGAAAAAUUUCGUCACUACUUACUGGAUACUCCGUUCAAGGUCACGGUAUUCUCUGAUCAUCGGCCCUUACAACAGUUGGCUAAGUCGAAGUCCCCACGAGUUGAACGUUGGUUGCUGGCUAUGCAAAACUUCCGCUUUGAAGUCCGUUACAAAGAAGGUGUUAAGAAUAUUAAUGCCGACGCCUUGUCCCGACCACAACUGCAAGUUGAAUCCAAGGCCCCUAUUCCUACUAAGUCUUGUCCCGUCCGUUCAAAUCUCGAGGUUGUUCCUCCAGAUUCUGUGGUGGUUGCAGAAGAUCCGGAACUGUCAGGCUUGUUACCUGACACUAUGAAGGAUCCCCUGAUUGCCGCAGUGGUUUUAUGUCCGUUAUGGUCAUGGGAUAAACUUCGAGAAGCUCAAGAACAAGACCAUGUGGUUUGCGAGGUUCGUGAUCGCGUCUUAGUGGAUGCUCCUUUGGGUC